This is a messenger RNA of Aspergillus alliaceus, 3825 nucleotides long. RefSeq names its product putative class V chitinase. Lineage: Eukaryota; Fungi; Ascomycota; Eurotiomycetes; Eurotiales; Aspergillaceae. Gene Ontology annotation, biological process: carbohydrate metabolic process. The record is from RefSeq and is a predicted model, not a curated record. Gene Ontology annotation, molecular function: hydrolase activity, hydrolyzing O-glycosyl compounds; chitin binding. The transcript is spliced from 2 exons. The coding region runs from base 16 to 3825 and encodes 1269 amino acids.
GGCUAAGAGAGCAGGAUGAGGCCCUCUUUUGUCCUCCUUGCCUCUCUGCUGGGUCUUGCCUCGGCUGUCACAGAGAGCUACAAUGGCCAGUAUGCUGACAACUGUCCCAGUCUGUGUGCUGAUGCCGGUCCCAGUCCGGCCAACUGGACCAACAUCCACCAUCUCCGCUAUCUUGAGAGCUGUGAUCAAACUGUCCUCUUUGGUUUUAAUAUCCAAAACUCUGUCGCGGAUCCAAACAUCAUCCUCACCAUCCGCGCCUGCGUGGCCAGCCAAGGCCAGACGUACAAAGCUGCCGCCUCCCCUGAUGUGCCUCAGCAGCAAAGCCAACGUAACCUCGUUGUCGCUGAAAGCUGCGGCGCCAAGUCAGUCACGACAGCUUUCACUUCCCAAGUUGGCCUUUCGACGCUUAGCAAGACGUCCAGCACUGCUCCACAGUCUGACCAUGUGGCCGAGGCUACUCGUCAACUUGCCCUGUUCGUGGGUGAGAGCGCCGAGUGCGGCGCCACCAUCUUGUUUGCCAAGCACAAGUCUGCUGUAGUGGGCUUGUAUUCUGGUGCACAAAUCACCAAACAUGCUGCGCGAGGCUUUCUCGAUUCUUUUGCGGAAAAGCAAAUUUCUGCAAUGCAGAUUUGCCGGCCUGCCGGUGCGGCCCUGACUGUUGGAGUGGUAUCUGCUGGCUUUGUUGAUCUGGCAGCGGCUCAAGAUGCCAUCAAACACUGGAACAAUGGUCUCUGCCUUGACGGGACCAUUCCCGCUACGACCAUCAGCAUGGACGUGCUCGUGUCUACCGUGGAUAAGAGUUUCAAUGCUACUAUCAAUGCUACUAUCAUCUCCCACGGCAACAUGACUGCCAGAAGAGAACCACGAGCCCUUCUCCCAAGAGGAGAAUGCAGAACAGAGGAGGUCCAUGGGGGUGACAGUUGCGCCUCGCUGGCCAGCCGCUGUGGCAUCUCUGGAACCGACCUGGCUAAAUACAACCCGCAAAAGAACUUGUGCUCGACCCUGAAGCCCAAACAGCGCGUUUGCUGCAAUGCAGGCACAAUGCCAGACUUUCGCCCUCAGCCCCAACCCGACGGGACCUGCAACACAUAUAAAAUCAACGAUGGCGAUGGAUGUUUUGACCUGGCAGGCGCGCAUUACCUGCAACAGCAAGAUAUUGAAGACUUCAACAAAAACACCUGGGGCUGGGCCGGCUGUGCACACCUGCAGAGUGGCCAACUGAUCUGCCUCAGCAAGGGAACGCCUCCUAUGCCCUCGCCGAUCCCGGGAGCCACCUGCGGUCCACAGGUCCCGGGUACCAAGAAACCUUCCAAUGGAGCCGCACUAGCUGAUCUUAAUCCAUGUCCCCUUAAUGCAUGCUGCGAUGUCUGGGGAUUUUGCGGAACAACGGUCGACUUCUGUACCAAGUCACCUGCGGAUACUGGUGCUCCCGGUACCGCAAAGCCGGGAACUAACGGCUGUAUUUCCAACUGUGGUAUGGAUAUUGUCAACAAUGGCAAGGCACCCGAUCAGUUAAAGACCAUCGGCUAUUUUGAGGCAUUUGACCAGCUGAGGGCUUGUCUGCGAAUGAGUGUCACGGAGAUCCCGGCCAACAAGUACUCGCACGUCCACUUUGCAUUUGCCACAGUCACAUCCAGUUUCGACGUGGACAUCUCGGAUAUCGAGUAUCAAUUCAGGAAAUUUGUGAAGAUGAGCGGCUUUAAAAAGAUUCUCAGCUUUGGCGGAUGGGCAUUUUCCACAGAGUCGGGCACGUUCCAGCGCUUCAGAGAUGCCACCAAGCGGGAGCAUCGCGACACAUUCGUCAAUAACCUGGUGAGCUUCAUGAGCCGCCAAAACCUGGAUGGCUUCGAUUUUGACUGGGAGUAUCCUGGUGCACCUGAUAUUCCGGAUAUCACACCCGGAAGCCCUGACGAAGGAAACAAUUACCUUGCUUUCCUGCAGCUGCUCCGAAGCAAGCUGCCCAGCGGGAAAUCUAUUUCCAUUGCGCUGCCGGCUUCUUACUGGUACUUGAAGCAGUAUCCUGUCAAGGAUAUCAUAAAAUAUGUGGAUUACUGUAUUUACAUGACGUAUGACUUGCACGGCCAAUGGGAUGUUGAUAACAAAUCGGCCAUGCCCGGCUGCAAAGCCGGAAACUGUCUUCGAUCACACAUCAACAAGACUGAGACGCACGAUGCUAUGGUCAUGAUCACCAAAGCUGGUGUGGAAGCCCGACAGCUAGUCAUUGGCAUCACCAGUUAUGGCAGAAGCUUCCGCAUGAAUGACGCGUCCUGCUCCGGUCCCUUUUGUACCUUUGCCGGAGAUAGGACUCACUCCAUGGCCUAUGCCGGACCUUGUACCGCAACUGGUGGGUACAUCUCCAACGCUGAGCUCAACGACAUAAUCAAGAACCACGGCAGCUACUCUAUCGUCAAAUCGUACAUUGACAAGGAUUCUGACUCCAAUAUUCUCAUGUACGGUAAUCCCGGAGCGGUGGAUUGGGCGGCUUAUAUGGACGGCGAUCUCAAGGCCAACCGAAUCAACUGGAUUAAGGGCCUCAACUUUGGCGGUUCGAGUGACUGGGCCAUUGACCUCCAAAAUUACUCUGACAAUGAAAACGGCGAUGACAGCGACGACGGCGACGGUGCGGACGAUGAAGCCGGCGACGACACUCCCACCUGCCCCUCCGAUAAGAACCCGGGCACCCUGGAAGGUCUUGCUGAUAAAGCCGACUCUCUAGAUCCCGGUUGUGUCAACCUCUUUGCAAUGGAUAUUUUAUACUCGCAGCUCGUCGACAGUUUGUCUCUAUUCCAAACCAACUCGGAAGGCUACGACGACAAGUUCGGCUGGUAUGAGAAGUGGACCAAGGAGCAGAUCCAGCCGCGCAUCGACAAGUUCAUGAAGUUCGGCGAGGGCCAAGGUCUCAAGUACUUUGACUGCUACUGGAAAUAUACCGGCCGCGAUGAAACGAAAGAUUCUUGCCUCGGCAUGCCGCACAUCUGGGACAUGAAUACGGGAUGGAGCAUCCGCUACGAUCUUGUCGACAAGAAGGGCUUCUUUGACACGCUCGCGGCUGAGACGGGCAUCGAUGAGUCGUGGGUGACAUUUGGCGAUGAAACUUCAGAUUACGAGUGUGCGCUUCCUGGCGAUAUACGACCGGGUGCCGGCAACUUGCCCUGCCGGAAACUCUUUCACAAAAAGCUGAAUUACCCUCAGAAGGGCUCCAAUGACAAUAUCCACGUUGGCAAUCCUAAGAAGCUGAUCGAGGCGUCUAUGGGCAAUGUCACGGCUCUAAGAACCUCGCUCCUCUCGUCGUACCUCAGCGUGGGCCUGUCAUUCUACGACGACGGGCCAAGAGAUACCUCGGCCACCGACGCAGUAGUCGCCUACUCCAUGCCCGUACUGCAACUCGCCGAAGCCAUCAGCAGCAUGAAGGACAUUAAAGAAAUCGGCGAAAAGGCCAAGGAACAAGCAAAGAAGGACCUCAUCUUCAAGAUCCUCACCGUCAUCUUCAUGGUCAUCCCCUUUGUCGGCGAGGCCCUCGGCCCCCUGAUUGGCAGUGCAGCAUCAAUCGCUCGCAUUGCGCUUCUCAUCGGCGAAGCGGGCAACGGGGCGCUGACAGUGGCGGAAAUCAUUGAGGAUCCGACGUCUGCACCGUUUGCAAUGUUGGGCUUAAUUGCGGGUGUUGGCGGCGGGACGGGCAAGCUAUCUAAGGGGGAGGCGCUGGCGGAGGCUUCCAAGGCAAGGGGCCUGUUGAAGAGUAGCGAUUUAGCCAAGUUUCCGCAGAGGUUUAGGGAUAAGGAUGCUUUGGUGCAAAAUAUCGUAAAGGGUUUGUGUGCGAGGAAGUAG